Messenger RNA from Anopheles aquasalis, 2334 nucleotides. Its product is annotated as MOXD1 homolog 1. NCBI's taxonomy places the organism in Eukaryota, Metazoa, Arthropoda, Insecta, Diptera, Culicidae. Gene Ontology annotation, cellular component: secretory granule membrane. The record is from RefSeq and is a predicted model, not a curated record. Gene Ontology annotation, molecular function: copper ion binding; dopamine beta-monooxygenase activity. Gene Ontology annotation, biological process: octopamine biosynthetic process; dopamine catabolic process; norepinephrine biosynthetic process.
AUGUGGAUGCUGAUGCUACUAGUUGCCGCCCUUGGUUGCCAAUCGAGCGCCACUCCGAUGACACUGGCCAAGGAGACGAUCCCGCCCGUCCAUCAUCGCUGGAGCCGCUCGGAGUCGAUGGAUCCGAACGGGCUGUACACGCUCGAUUGGCACGUGGACCAGAAGGACAUCGUGUUCACGGCCACGGCCAACACGCGUGGCUUCAUGGGACUUGGCUUCUCGCACCGCUCCGAACAUAUGGCCGGAUCGGACCUGGUGCUCGUCUGGGUCGACGAUCGUACCGGUAAACCGAACGUACUGGAUUGCCACGGCUCGAAGGAUAACCACCACAUGCCGGUGCAGGAUGAUACGCAGAACUAUCACAUCGAGAGUGGAUUCCAAAACCUGACGCACACCUCCGUUACAUUCCGGAGGGCACUAGAGACCUGCGAUCCUCAUGAUAUAAUUAUUGGUGCCGAUACGAUGAAGGUCCUGUGGUCGUACGGUGACCGUGAUCCGGUGGCCGGUAGCUUAAAAGGGCACAGCAAAAAUCGUGGGGCCCGCUCGAUCCACUUCCUCGGACCGCAGUUCCGUCGGCCGACCGAUCAGCGAGAAGAUCUGCGCCAGUGGGACGUAACAGUGAAGAAUGUCUCCAUCGACGCCAGCAUGGACACACUGUACUGGUGCAAAAUCCUCAAGGCACCGACCCUGCGCGAAAAGCAUCACAUCAUCGGCUACGAGGCGCUGCUGACUAAGGAAAGCUCCACGAAGCAACCGCUCGUGCACCACAUGACGCUGUUCGAGUGUUCGACCAACUCGUACCCCGGUUCCGAUCCCAACUCCUGGGACGUUUGGGUCAAGAGCAGUGGAGCCGUAUGCAACAGCAAUCUACUGACACCACGGGACUGGGACUCUUGCAUCACGCCCGUGGCGACCUGGGGUGUCGGUGCAUCCGGUCAGUUCCUUCCCGAGCACAUCGGCAUCCCGAUCGGCGGUGAUAAGGGUGCCGCCCGGUACUACAUGCUCGAGGUGCACUACGACAAUCCGCGGGCGAAGCGUGUGCUGGAUCAUUCGGGCUUCCGGAUUCACUACACCCGCCAUGUCCGGCGCCACGAUGCCGGAAUGAUGAUCUCGGGAGUGUCCGUUUCGGACACGCAAAUGAUACCGCCCGGUCAGAAGCUGUAUCGGAAUGUUGGUAUCUGUGGACCAUCCUGUACGGGAGCGGUGUUUCCAGAGGCUGGCAUAAACGUUGUUUCGGCUGCGUUGCACUCACAUGUGGCCGGACGAAAGAUGAGUUUACGGCAUGUGCGCGAUGGCAAGGAGCUGCCACGGAUCGUGGAGGAUGAUAACUACAAUCAUAAUUUUCAGCAGAUCCGUCAGCUAGAAAAUGAAACCAAUGUGCUGCCCGGUGACUAUCUGAUAACGGACUGUGCCUACGAGACUGUUGGCCGCAGACGACCGACGCUUGGCGGAUACUCAACGAAGCAAGAGAUGUGCCUCUCGUUCAUUACUUACUACCCAAAGAUCGAGCUGGCCGGUUGCUACAGCAUGACGCCGGUAAAGGAGUUUUUCGAAACCUUCGGCGUGUUCCAGUUCUACGCGAUGAACAUGACGGACGUGGAGAAUCUGUUCCUGUACAACGGCAACAUCCUGGAUCUGCUGCCGACGACAAUCUUCCCAAACUUUGCGCCCGGUGGUGAGGUGGACGACGAGCAGAACCAGCUCGCCAUACGGGCACUCCAGAACGCCCGGGAGUACAGUAUCGUGGCAGAGGAGGAAGAUGUCCUGUACCGGGAAUCGAUUCUCAAUCGGUUGAUCAUCUCCGAUCCGGUCGAGUUUCACGAUCGUACCUUUCUGUCGCACCUGAACCAGCUGCCCUGGUCGGAACCACUGUUUACACGGCGCGUGGAACAGAGCAUACUUACCGGGAAGCACAUGGCCUUCUGCCGGGUAUCGAGCGACGCUAUCUCGGUGGCUUCGGAGAUAUUCAAGUACCCUACGUUCGAUACAUUCGUGAAGGCUCCCAGCCAGUGUCCGUAUCAUCUGUUUAUGGAACUCUCAAACCACCAUCACUCCUCUUCCUCCACCGCACCACAGCGUAUGUCUAGCACGAAGUUACUCAUCCUGGCACUGCUCAUCCUGUACCGACGGUUAAAUCAUGCGCAAACACCCUAAUGCCUCCGAUCCGGAGUACAUCCUCUGUAAGAGGAGCGGCCGCAGACGGCUCUGGUCUCUGCCGCACAUGCUGUGUAAUUUCUUCAUAAGUCUCCUCCAGCGUCCAUGGCUUAUUUAUUGUCCCAGCCCUCCCCCCCAUUCCCACGACCCAUCUUAUCAACAUUCCCUUUUUAUCCCUAU